Molecule: messenger RNA, 2721 nt
Organism: Lodderomyces oxycetoniae
Lineage: Eukaryota; Fungi; Ascomycota; Pichiomycetes; Serinales; Debaryomycetaceae
Gene: IST2
Product: Ist2p
Exons: 1
Coding region: 1-2721 (906 amino acids)
Biological process (GO): chloride transmembrane transport
Cellular component (GO): cortical endoplasmic reticulum
Molecular function (GO): chloride channel activity
Source: RefSeq, a predicted model, not a curated record
AUGUUACCACUUCAAGAAAUUGAACCUGAUUUUUACAUCUCCUAUUACUACCCCAUUGGGAGAAGCAAGGGGUCAAGUGAGCAAGAGCUAGCAAAAGUUAUUGAGAAGCUAUAUGACAGUGGCUUUUCAGCGACAAUCAGGCCAGGAGAUCCAGAUCAUUUGCUUAUUUUUAUCAAACUUUCUUCAGAUACUUAUAUUGAGCAAGGUGAAAAAGAUUUGAUCAAAAAUUAUGAGUUUGGAGUAACUUCAAAAAUCGAGUCUUUAAGUGCUAGAUUCAGAAUCGUCUAUCUGUAUUUGACCCUCGGCACCGAGCUUGGCGGAUGCGGCGUUACACCGGGCCAGGGAAUGUGGAAAAAUGUCGAGAGUAUUGUGCCCAUAACCGAUGCAUUUGAUGACACACAUAUAAUCGAAGAGUUGAAGGCCAAUUUCGCGAGAACCGAAUUCUCAACAAAUAAGAUCAAAAAGGUUUAUGGUAUUAAAAUUGCCCUUUAUUUCGAGUUUUUGAAGUACUAUAUGUACUGGAUAAGUGGCUUGUCAAUUUUGGGAUUGAUUCAAUAUUUCAAGAAAACCAAUACUUUUUCCUUGUAUUAUACUUUUGUAAAUUUAUUAUGGGGCACUUUUUUCAUUACGUUUUGGCAUAGAAGAGAACAGUACUUGACAAACUUGUGGGGUGUUCAGAAUAGCUACUUGAUCGAAGAGCAUCUUUCAGAAUUGGCUCAAAUAAACAAGAAAUUUGAAAAAAGAUCAACUUAUUUCCACAAGGAUAACAGCUCAGGAUUGCGAUUUAUCAAGGAAUUACUUUUUGUGCCAAUCGCUUUAGUUUUUGUUGCUAUAUUGAUCAGUUACCAGAUGGGAUGUUUUUUUAUCGAAAUUUUUUUAACUGAUAUAUAUGAUGGGCCAGGAAAAUCGUUAUUGACUUUGUUGCCAACUGUAUUAAUCUCAGUUUUUGUUCCAAUCUUGACAAUUGUUUACGAUGCUGUCACAAAAGUAGUUAUCAAGUUUGAAGGUCACGAUAACGAUUUCAGCAAGAAUAAUUCAAUCUUGGUGAAACAGUUUGUCUUGAAUUUUUUGACGAGUUAUGUGCCGUUGAUUAUUACUUCCUUUUUGUAUUUACCAUUUGCUCACUUAGUUGGACCCCAUUUGAGUGAUAUACAAUUGACAAUAAACUCAUAUGUUGGUGAAAAUAGGUUUUACACCAAAUAUUUGACCAAGUUGAAAAAUCAGAGAAAUUUCCAAAUCAACCAGGGUAGAUUGAACGCUCAGUAUUUUUACUUUAUUGUCACUAACCAAGCUAUCCAAAUUUUCUUAAAGUAUGUUUUGCCAUUAAUCAUUACCCAUGUUACAAAAUAUGUGCGUACUUAUAUUCAAAAGAAACCCCAAUUGCAAGUAAAAAAUGAUAAUCCUUAUGAAGCUAUUUGGUUGCAUAAUGUAAGGGCAUCUAUGAGCUUACCUGAAUACAAUGUUGAUAAUGACUUUAGAAGUGUAAUCUUGCAAUAUGGUUAUUUGAUUAUAUUUGGCCCAGUUUGGCCGUUAGCGCCAUUAUUCUCGUUGCUUUUUGAUAUCUUGAUAUUUAAAUUGGAUAACUUUAAGUUGCUUAGUGGAAGAUAUUUCAAGCCGCCUAUUCCCAAAAGAGUGGACUCUAUUCAUCCUUGGAACUGGGCUUUGUUCUUGUUGACAUGGCUUGGCUCGAUUAUUUCGCCAGUGAUCACUGCCUUCUAUCGCCAUGGUACGGCUCCUCCAAAGUCAAUGGGUCAAUUUACAUUUGAUAAUGCCAGUGUUCACGUAUCGUCGUCGUUAUUAUUGGUGUUGUUGAUGUUUGGCUCAGAACAUUGUUUUUUGAUUUUAAGCUAUGUUUUGUACAAAUUGUCCAACUUGUUCAAGAGUGAUAUUGAGUGGGAAAACGACUUUGUUGAUAAUGAUAUGAAAUUGAGACAUGACCAUUACUCAAAUAUUGUCAAACCAACAAUCAAGGUGCGCGAAUGUCCAGAUUGGAAACAUUUUACGCCAGAAAGUACAAUGGACUUUCAAUCUCCAGUUAUUACUAAUGGAAGUAAUGAUGCAGACAAAACUAUUGAUGCAGAAAAGAUUGAUAGCAACAAGUCAGGAUAUUCAACUUCUGCUCAGUAUUCAGAAACUAAAGUGACUUCACGUUCAGAACAGGCCCAAGCUAUUGCUGAGAAGGAGAAAAUUUUGAGAGAAAAGCAAGCCGAAUUGGCAAGAGUCGAGAAGAACACCAAGCUGAAGUCAAGAGGCAAUUACGAUUCUCUCAACAGAGAUAAAGAACUCGGGGAUCGCAUCAUUGAAUCAAAAUCAAGUCCCGAAAGUGGCAAAUUCUAUAGUACAAUUGACAACAACAAGCACAUUAAUGAUGACCAAGCUGGUGCGUCGAAAUUGUCAAAUGACAAACACGAAGGAGUGGAAAACAAUGAAAAAGAUAGCAAUACUACUACUGCUACUGGUGUGGUGGAAGACCCUACAUCAGGAAAAGCGACAAACGUUUUUGGUGGCGGUCAAUUCAAUGAAGACGAAAGUGAUCAGCAAAGCUCUUUUUACUCCACCGCUGAGACAAGCUCAAAUAACAAGAAUUCGUCUUCGUCAUCAGCAAACACUGGAAAACAGGGUAAAAAAAAUGCAUCAGAAUCGAAAAAAACAACAAACAAAGUUGAGAAAGAGGCCAAGAAUACAAAGAAUGGAUUGAAAAAGUUAUUCAACAAAAUCUAG